AGUACACUGAAGGCAUGCCUUCUUCACAUCCUUGAGGAUCUUUUAGAGGAAGAGUUGGUUAAAUUCAAAUUUCAACUCACAAACAUAGCUCUAGCUGAGGGAUACAACCAUAUGCCUCGGGGAACUAUCCAGCAAGCAAACCCAGUGAGAUUGCUGACCUACUAAUCCAGUAUUAUGGGGAAGAAUACUCCAAGACUGUGACUCAGGAGGUCCUGAAAGCCAUAAACCAGCGCAACCUAGCAGAGAAGCUCUGCCAGGCAACCGAAAAAUCUGGAUCUUCCACUGAAAAAGUUGCAAAAAAGACAAAUAAGAGGAAGCAGGAGAAUAAAGCAGGACUGAAUGAAGAUAAAUGGCAACUGACAAUGUCAAAGAGAUUUAAGAAUAUCUUUCCAACUAAGUCAAAGAAAACACCCAAUGAAACUGCUUCUUCUCACAGAGACACUCAACUAGUCAAUAAGGAAGAAACAAUGCAAAAUCAACACUUUCCUGACUUGAUCAAGCGGCUUAAUCUAGAAAGCUAUUAUCCCAAAAAGAUGACCAAAGGAAAUUCUCUUUUGAUAAAUAAGACCUUCCUCCAUGGCACUCAAUCAAGAACUGAGGAGGAGCUGCCAUUUUGUUUUCUAGAGAAACUUUUGGUAUUAGAUUGUAAUUUGUGAUAUCAAGUUUACAGAGGUAAUAUACACAGAAUACCUACUGUGUCUCAGACACUGAGAACCACAGAACUAGAAAAAUCAUUUGAGGACUUUUUUAUUGUAAAGGAAACACAAUCAACUACAGUACCAACUUGCAUCCACCCAAUGGACAUACAGAUGGCAAUUUUUCACUGUGCAGAUGACUUUACAAGACAGUAUAUUUUAACCAAACUUUCCAUUUGUCAAUUUGCUCUCCCACUUUUGGUGCCAAAUCCUUGCAAUUUCCAAAUUGAAUUCCCUCUUUGGUCUCUGAGGCAAAUCAGGAGAAGCUGGAGAGAGGUGGAAAAAAUAGGAUGGGAGAAAAAAAUUAGGAGUUAUAACAACCAGCUGAUCAGUUGGCAACCUAUACACACUGUAUCUUUCAUAAGAAUUGGAAAUUAUGCCUCUACUUCCAAAUCACAGAUUUUGAAUUCACUCCUGAGUAAAAGCAAACAUGACCAUUUUUUCCUCCAUAAUUCUAGGGAACACAAUAAUAGAUGUCUAUUGGUAGAUGGUAUGGUGGAAAUCUGCUGGUUCUGUCCAAGUGGGAGAGCUGAGGACAGAUUUGAAAAUUGUAUUGCCUUCACCAAUCUCCAUGGAAAUGCUGAAAUACACGAGAGGCAGGUAAAGUUCCUGCAGGAGGUCUCCUCGGUCACUGUUAUCCUCCUGGCAACUUCUGAUUUUGACAUAAUGAAUAGCUCCCUUCUACUUGAAUUUUGGAAGUCACCCAAACCUCUCAUCUGUUUGUUUGAAAAUGCAGAAAGUAUUAUGGAUAAGAAUUAUGCUCACAAAGUGAGAAUUGGAAUUAAGAAUCUAAAUAAGAUAGAAUUAGCUGAUAAAAUUACAGCUACAUUAGCAGAGCUGCUGAAGAAAUCUGGAUCUCCUUGUAGUCUGAGUAACUGGGCCAACAUGGCAAGGAAGUAUGAGUUUAUUAUUGAUGAGGACCAAAGAGAUUGCCAAGAAGCAGCGAAAAAAGCAGAUAUCCUUAUGGACAUCUUGAGAAAAGUAAAAUUAUCUGAGAUAAAGGGGAAGUUACUACCUCUUCAAGGAGGUCUAUGGCAUGACUGGUGUAAGAAGGAUAAAGAACUCCAUCAGCUGCAAGAAAAAGGAAACGAGCAUUGAACAAUACAAGAAAGAAAUUGAGAAGGAAAAGCUGCAGAUACGCUGUGAACAGUAUCACAAAGUCAUUAACCUUAACGACCUGAUGAAGUCCCUGCUUGAAAGCCUUCAGUCCCACCUGGAGACCCACACAGAGCUCUACUUUCCGCAGGUGCUGAGUAUGUCAAUGGACCAACUAACCACAACAGAGUUAGAGAAGCUCCACCAGAGGCACAGUUCUUUGUUGGCUCAAGUAAGAACAGAAAAGCAGAAGCAGUCAAAGAGAGACUCCCUCAGACGCUGGGAGGCUGAGCUAGAAGCUGUUUCCAAAGAAAUCAGUGAUUCCGCCCUGGGAAUUGAGCACCUCUUGAGAGAGCUGGGUCAGAUCUAUGAAGCUUUGGAAGAAGCUUCCUCCCAAACAAAUACACUGUUUCUUUCUCUUCCCCAAAUGGCUGCUGACCUGAUGAUAUCUGGGGCUCCCAUUGAACUGAUGGAUGGGGAUGCUUCAUAUGUGCCCCUGAGGUGGGUGGCAGCUGUUUUUGACAAGGUCUCUGAAAAACUUGGAGACAAACGUGUGUUUGUUCUCUCUGUCCUUGGCUUGCAGAACUCAGGAAAGUCUACUCUGCUGAAUGCAAUGUUUGGGUUGCAGUUGAGCCUUAGUGCUGGAAGACAUACUCGGGGUGCCUACAUGCAGCUUCUGAAAGUGGACGAGAUGCUCAGAGAACAGCUGGGCUUUGAUUUUAUGCUUGUUGUGGACACAGAAGGACUGAAAGUCUCAGAGCUCGUGAACAAAGCACAGAAUGAGGAAAAUGAGUUGGCAACCUUCGUUAUUGGACUUGGAAACUUAACUCUAAUCAAUAUUUUGGGAAAGGAUCUUUCAGAAAUACAAGAUAUUCUGCAAAUAGCUCUCCAUGCCUUUCUCAGGAUGAAACAAUAGAAUAUCUCACCAAGAUGCCUAUUUGUUCAUCAGAACACAGAAGAAAUUACAGAUACAGAUCAAAGUAUGGAAAGGCAAAGGUGGCUGCGAGAGAUAUUGGAUGAAAUGACAUUCGCAGCAGCCAAACAUGAACAGUGCUCAGAGGUGUGUCACUUCAGUGAUGUCAUUAAGUUUGAUGUCAAGAACCACAUCUGUUACUUUGCUCACCUCUGGGAAGGGUCUCCCCCAAUGGCCCCUCCUAAUCCCUGCUAUAGCCACAAUGUUCAGGAGCUGAAAAGCAGGAUUCUUAAGCAUGCCAAAGAAGAAUCCAGAGGAAGAAUUUUGAAGAUAUCAGAACUUAAAAUCAGGGUACGGGAUUUAUGGAAGGCCUUAGUGAAUGAGAACUUCAUUUUCAGGUUCAAGAACACUCGGGAGGUCAUGGCUAUGAAUAAACUGGAGACUGUGUACAGGAGCUGGACCUGGGAGCUGAGAAGUUAUGUGCUGGACUUGCAGAAUCAGCUGACUAACCAGAUUCAGAAAGGAGAAGUUAAAGAGAUCAAGAGAAGCUCAAUUGAGAAUCAAUUUGUGGAAAAAUAUGAAGCCAUUAAGCAAGAACUUGAAAGAUAUUUUCUAGAAGAUAGAGAUAGAAGUAUCUUGUCUCAGAGGAAAGGAAUAUUUAAAGAUAAUUUGAAGAAUCUUAAAGAUGAUCUUAUAGUAGAAAUCAUGAGAAAAUGUGAAAAUCUAAUCAAUGGAAAGAAAAUACAAGACCUUUUCAAGGAGCAAAAAGUAAAACUGGAACAUAAGUUAUUAGAAAAAAUCAGAGGGAUGGCUAAGUCCCCCUGUAGGAAAGAAUUACAUGAUAAGGAACUGAGAGAUAUGUUCAACAAGAUCUGGUCAGAGAACAUCUCCAUUCUGUUGCCUCCCACACUUGCAUCUGCUGAGGGGCCUGAUAUUGAUAUUGAGUUAGAGAAUGUUCUCCUGGAGCAUUUUAAACAGCACCGCAAUAUUGUGAACAAAAUUCAGUAUCGUGAUACAAAAAAAAAUUUUCUAUCAAUUAUUCUAAACAUGUUAUCACCUCUCAAGAGUUCCCAGUAUAUGGGCCCUCUGAGGAAGAGUUUGAAAAAGAUAUCAUAAAGAAGACAACAGCUCAAAUUGUGAAACUGGUUCAAGACAUCAUACACAACAGAGAACAACAGAAUGAAGGUUACAGUUCUAGUUACUUCCAUGAAAUUCUGCAAGUGAUCCAUACUGAAGCUGAGACUGCAUCUCAAGGAGUCAGAUUUAUGCUGACAAACAGAUUUAAACUAGAACUUGCUCUAGAGCUACUGAAAGAGGCAGCAAACCAUUUUAAAAAGAUGUGCAUUGCAUUCAAGACAGCCAACAACCCUGUUCUAUAUUUAGAAAGUAAAAGAGAAGAAUGCUUUACUAAUUUUAAGUUGGCUUACAAAAACUUCCAAAAUACUGACUGAUGUCCUUCGGGGUAAAGAAUUUCUGCUACUUUAUGAGCCGGGAUAAAUACCUGAGGAGCUUACCUAUUCUUCAUCUAGCUUUUUUACUCCAAUAUGAAAUGAAAAAAUAUAUAUAUAUUUCAUAUGUUAUGCUACAAAAAUAAAAUAAAAAUACA
Messenger RNA from Capra hircus (goat), 4309 nucleotides. RefSeq names its product interferon-induced very large GTPase 1. Bases 2773 to 3819 code for a protein of 348 amino acids. The transcript is spliced from 3 exons. Gene Ontology annotation, molecular function: GTP binding. The record is from RefSeq and is a predicted model, not a curated record. NCBI's taxonomy places the organism in Eukaryota, Metazoa, Chordata, Mammalia, Artiodactyla, Bovidae.